AUGAUUAUCAUGGAAGUGGACAAGAUCAGGUUGUUUUUGAUACACCAAAUUAUUGAUAAUAAAGACAAGCAAUGUAAAGAAACUGCUCAGCUGUUUUUGGACUAUAUAAAUAUAAGACCAUUCUCACGCAAGAUCUGGAGGUCUAUACCGGUCAAUAUUGCUCUGCCGUUAGAGAUUCUGAACAUCUGCUAUUCGGCCAUCAUAGUUAUAAUUAAUUUCACACAUCUGUAUGGUUAA
This is a messenger RNA of Zerene cesonia (dogface butterfly), 237 nucleotides long. RefSeq lists its product as uncharacterized. The coding region runs from base 1 to 237 and encodes 78 amino acids. The transcript has 3 exons. The record is from RefSeq and is a predicted model, not a curated record. NCBI's taxonomy places the organism in Eukaryota, Metazoa, Arthropoda, Insecta, Lepidoptera, Pieridae.